AUGUCGACCAUGACCAGUAUAACCUCAGAUGUCCCGAUACUCGCCUACGCAGCAGUAUCCGUUGCCUUGCCCAUCCUAACCUUCCUAGGCUUUUACCUAUGGGUCACGCCUAACUCGCUAAAAGACAGUCGACGGCGACAUCUUCCUCCCGGUCCGCGAGGUCUGCCAUUCCUAGGAAACUACCUCGAAUUGUCCAAGCCUGAUACAUUCAGAUACCACGUCCAGGACUGGGCACGCCAAUAUGGCGAGAUCUUCUACACGAAAGUGGGCGGAUCAGACUACAUCUGGUUGAACUCUCCCAGGCUGGUCAAGGAGUUGAUGGACAAGCGGUCAGCUAUAUACUCUUCCCGGCCACCGACGCCGUUGGCUGGAGAUGUUGCUUCAGCUGGUAGGAGGCAGCUGUUCAUGGCUUAUGGUCCGGCCUACCGUGUCGUCCGGAGGAUAGCACACUCGCUUCUGAACAUCACCAUCUCAACAAGCUACCAGCCCAUUCAAGACCUGGAGUCCAAACAGCUGAUGUACGACCUCCUGCAUGAUCCGGAAAACUUUUACGACCACAAUCGGAGAUAUUCCUCCAGCGUCGUGGUAACUGCCACCUAUGGCCACAGGAUUCCAAACUGGAAUGCAGAGAUAGUGAAGAACAUCUACAGCGUCGUCAACAACUUGCAGAACUUUGCCUCGCCUGGUAUGUGGAUGGUCGACACCUUCCCCGAGCUGCAGAUCCUGCCACAGUGGAUGUUAGGCAACUGGCGCACGUUUGGUCAGAAGUGCUUCGAGCACGACUCGCCCAUCUAUCUCAAGCUGUGGCGGAACCUCAAGCAGGAAGUCGAUCAGGAUCGCGCCAAUCCCUGCUUUGCGCGGGACUUCUAUCUCUCGGAUCCAGGGAAACAGGGCGUAGAUGAGCUCCAAGCUGCGUAUCAGACGGGGGGGCUUGUCGAGGCCGGGUCAGAGACGACAUCUGCGUACCAGAAUUCUUUCAUUCUAAUGAUGCUGCGCAACCCUGCCGUGGCCAAGAAGGCGCAGGAAGAGAUCGACCGCGUUGUAGGCUCAGAAAGGCUUCCGACUUGGGAAGACGAAAAAGACUUGCCCUAUCUUCGUGCCACAAUCAAAGAACUGCUACGCACAAGACCACCGAACAAGAUCGGCAUCCAGCACUCCACGACCGAGGACGACUGGUUCGAAGGCUACUUCAUCCCCAAAGGCACAGUCGUGUUCCUGAACUGGUGGUCAAUCAACCACGACCCCACCCACUGGGACGAACCCGAGAAAUUCAUGCCAGAGCGCUACCUCAACCACCCUCUCCCCGCCGCCUCUUACUUGAACACCGCCGACCCCAACGACCGCGACCACUUCUCCUACGGCGCCGGUCGUCGUGUAUGUCCAGGCGUGCAUCUGGCGGAGAAGUCGCUUUUCCUGAACAUUGCGCGGGUGCUCUGGGGCUUCGACUUGUCCAAGAAAGUCGAUGAGAAUGGGGUUGUGGUCGAGCCAGAAGCGGGUAUGAUGCCGGGCUGGAUGACGAUCCCGCUGCCUUUUGCGUGUGAGAUUCGGGUGAGGAGUGAGGAGAAGGCGAGGUUGAUCGAGGGGGCGUGGGGGGAGGUGAAGAAGGGGUUGGAGGCGGAUGGGGAUAUUCCUGCUAGGUAUUAUCGAUCGUAG
Messenger RNA from Saxophila tyrrhenica, 1653 nucleotides. RefSeq lists its product as uncharacterized. Gene Ontology annotation, molecular function: monooxygenase activity; iron ion binding; oxidoreductase activity, acting on paired donors, with incorporation or reduction of molecular oxygen. The coding region runs from base 1 to 1653 and encodes 550 amino acids. The record is from RefSeq and is a predicted model, not a curated record. NCBI's taxonomy places the organism in Eukaryota, Fungi, Ascomycota, Dothideomycetes, Mycosphaerellales, Extremaceae. The transcript has 2 exons.